Pecten maximus is the source of this 1517-nucleotide messenger RNA. RefSeq names its product hyphally regulated cell wall protein 3-like. The transcript is spliced from 11 exons. The record is from RefSeq and is a predicted model, not a curated record. NCBI's taxonomy places the organism in Eukaryota, Metazoa, Mollusca, Bivalvia, Pectinida, Pectinidae. Bases 1 to 1329 code for a protein of 442 amino acids.
AUGCUGGAAGAGGAGGAUAAUGGCAUAAAUCACGGACAGGACAAUGACAUAGAUCACGGACAGGACAAUGACAUAGAUCACGGACAGGACAAUGACAUAGAUCACGGACAGGACAAUGGCAUAGAUCACGGACAGUACAAUGGCAUAGAUCACGGACAGGACAAUGGCAUAGAUCACGGACAGGACAAUGGCAUAGAUCACGGACAGGACAAUGACAUAGAUCACGGACAGGACAAUGACAUAGAUCACGGACAGGACAAUGAUCACGGACAGGACAAUGACAUAGAUCACGGACAGGACAAUGGCAUAGAUCACGGACAGGACAAUGACAUAGAUCACGGACUGGACAAUGACAUAGAUCACGGACAGGACAAUGACAUAGAUCACGGACAGGACAAUGGCAUAGAUCACGGACAGGACAAUGACAUAGAUCACGGACAGGACAAUGACAUAGAUCACGGACAGGACAAUGGCAUAGAUCACGGACAGGACAAUGACAUAGAUCACGGACAGGACAAUGACAUAGAUCACAGACUGGACAAUGACAUAGAUCACGGACAGGACAAUGACAUAGAUCACGGACAGGACAAUGUUAUUAAUGACAUAGACGAACAAGAAAGUGAUGUGGAUAAACAGAUACAGAAAGAGAAUCCAGGCUGUAGUGAGGACAUGGCUGAUCAAAACGAGGAUGGCCAGAUACACAAAUACAUUUUGGGUAUUUGGAACAGCCGGCGGGUUGGUCGGAACGUGCUAGUGGCUGUGACCAAAGGAACAAAAAUAUUUACAAAUACUAUAAAGUUCCUGAAGAGGAACACUAGUGAUGAGAUUAUUGAUGCCUUCAUGGCUGUCAAAGUACAAGAGCAUAAGUCUGCAAUACAGUAUAUAAAAUGCAGCAUAUUUGCUCUGAUGUUGGAUUCCUCCCAACAACACACAGUUUUGCAGACAGUAUUAAGUGCAGACACACUUAUCGGAGUUUGCAACAUGCGAAAUCAACAUUGGGUGCUUUGUGUAAUGGAUAUGAAAAAAAAAGUACUGUAUGUGAUAGAUCCUAUCCAGAGGUACACUGGAGUGAGGAACUCGCCUCUUUUGGCCAGUUGGAAGACAUUCCUGGAAUUGCGUGGAGACCAAACAGCUCAUCAGUGGGCCUUCCAUGCCACCCAAAAUGCUGAUCAACCAGAUGCUGUGUCAUGUGGAGUUGUUUGUUUGAUGACAUCCAGACUGUUGGGAAUUUGUGCAGGUUUUGCUACCUUCCUGAAACCAGAAACCAGCAAGACAACUGGAUUGGAUGCGACAGAUGUGAGUGGUUUUGGGUACACGAGGCAUGCGUAAAGCCCACGGAUGGUAUUAACCCUGAAAGGCUGUACGUGUGCCGCUUUUGUCAGGGUUGAACACUUAUCCUGUUCAGUGGUUUACUUUUUUUUAGCUCGUCUCUUCGAAGAAGAGUGAGAGCUUAUGUUGUCACUCCGGUGUCGGCAUCGGCGUUGGUUUUUCAAAUGUUAAAUUUUUGGUGCAAGUGU